This is a messenger RNA of Pteronotus mesoamericanus, 2585 nucleotides long. RefSeq names its product collagen type X alpha 1 chain (gene COL10A1). The transcript is spliced from 3 exons. Gene Ontology annotation, molecular function: protein binding. The coding region runs from base 92 to 2113 and encodes 673 amino acids. NCBI's taxonomy places the organism in Eukaryota, Metazoa, Chordata, Mammalia, Chiroptera, Mormoopidae. The record is from RefSeq and is a predicted model, not a curated record.
UCUGCAUUGUCCACGUGGGAGCAGGAGGGCUCAGGAAGCAGCCAAGAGGCCAUCUCCAGGAAACUCCAGCGCUCAGAAUCCAUCUGCGAACAUGCCAGAAAUAGCCCUUUUGCUGCUAAUGUCCUUGAACUUGGUUCAUGGAGCGUUUUAUGCUGAGAGAUACCAAACACCUACGGGUGUAAAAGGCCCACUACCCAACACCAAGACACAGUUCUUCAUUCCCUAUGCCAUAAAGAGUAAAGGUAUACCAGUAAGAGGAGAGCAAGGUAUUCCCGGCCCACCAGGCCCCGCUGGCCCUCGAGGGCACCCAGGUCCCUCUGGACCACCAGGAAAACCAGGCUAUGGAAGUCCUGGACCCCAAGGAGAGCCAGGGCUGCCGGGCCCACCGGGACCAUCAGGCACCGGGAAGCCAGGCUUGCCAGGACUGCCAGGAAAACCAGGGGAGAGAGGACCAUAUGGACCAAAAGGAGACAUUGGACCCGCUGGUUUACCAGGACCACGGGGCCCACCAGGACCACCUGGAAUUCCCGGCCCAGCUGGAAUUUCUGUUUCAGGAAAACCUGGACAACAGGGACCCCCGGGAGCCCCUGGGCCCAGAGGCUUUCCUGGAGAAAAGGGCGUACCAGGAGUCCCUGGUGUGAACGGACAGAAAGGGGAACCUGGAUAUGGUGCUCCCGGCCGCCCGGGUGAGAGGGGCCUUCCGGGUCCUCAGGGUCCCAUGGGACCACCUGGCCCUCCUGGAAUGGGAAAAAGAGGUGAAAAUGGAUUUCCAGGACAGCCAGGUAUCAAAGGUGACAGGGGCUUUCCAGGAGAAAGGGGACCAGCUGGCCCACCAGGCCCCCAAGGUCCUCCUGGGGAACGAGGACCAGAAGGCGCUGGGAAGCCAGGAGCAAUUGGAGCCCCAGGCCAGCCAGGGGCUCCAGGAACCAAAGGUCACCCUGGGGCUCCAGGAGUAGCUGGGCCCCCAGGGCCUCCUGGCUUUGGGAAACCAGGCAUGCCAGGCCUGAAGGGACAAAGAGGACCUGCUGGCCUUCCAGGGGCUCCAGGUGCCAAAGGGGAACAAGGCCCAGCAGGCCGUCCUGGGGAACCAGGUCUGACUGGACCCCCUGGAAAUAUGGGACCCCAAGGACCAAAGGGCAUCCCAGGCAACCAUGGAGUCCCAGGCCCUAAAGGUGAGGCGGGGCCAGUCGGGCCUGCAGGACAGCCUGGUGCUAAGGGAGAAAGGGGUUCCUCUGGUUUGGAUGGAAAACCAGGGUACCCGGGAGAACCAGGUCUCAAUGGUCCUAAGGGACACCCAGGGUUACCAGGUCCAAAAGGUGACCGUGGAGUGGAAGGACCUCCUGGUCUCCCAGGCCCUGCAGGCCCAGCAGGAGUUAAGGGAAUGCCUGGACACAAUGGUGAGGCAGGUCCAAGAGGUGCCCCUGGGAUACCAGGUACCAGAGGCCCCAUUGGGCCACCAGGCAUUCCAGGAUUCCCUGGACCUAAAGGGGAUCCAGGAACCCCAGGUCUUCCGGGCCCAGCUGGCAUAGCAACUAAGGGCCUCAAUGGACCCACUGGGCCACCAGGGCCCCCGGGUCCGAGAGGCCACGCUGGAGAGCCUGGCCUUCCAGGGCCCCCAGGCCCCCCAGGUCCCCCGGGCCAAGGAGUCCUUCCAGACAGCUCUAUAAAGGCAGGCCAAAGGCCUCUUGUUAGUGCCAACCUGGGUGUAACGGGAAUGCCAGUGUCUGCUUUCACUGUUAUUCUCUCCAAAGCUUACCCAGCUAUAGGUACUCCCAUCCCCUUUGAUAAGAUUUUGUAUAACAGGCAACAGCAUUAUGACCCAAGAACUGGAAUCUUUACCUGCAGGAUACCUGGAAUAUACUAUUUCUCCUACCAUGUGCAUGUCAAAGGGACCCAUGUGUGGGUAGGUCUGUAUAAGAAUGGCACCCCUGUAAUGUACACAUACGAUGAAUAUGCCAAGGGCUACCUGGAUCAGGCUUCGGGCAGUGCCAUUAUCGAUCUCGCAGAAAAUGACCAGGUGUGGCUCCAACUGCCCAACGCUGAGUCCAAUGGCCUGUACUCCUCUGAGUAUGUCCACUCCUCUUUCUCAGGAUUCUUAGUGGCUCCAAUGUGAGCACGUUCCCACAAAGCUAAUAUAAAUCUGCUUGAAAAGGCAUCGCCCAACUUCACCCCACCCCACAAAAUGCAUAUGGAGGUAGGCUGAAAAAGAUAUCGCUCAUUUUAACUUUCCAAAAUACAGAUUUGAGCUUUCAGACCAACUUUCCCUCUGAAAAAGGGAGCAGCAAUGCUAAGAAAAUAUGUGAAGACCUUCUCAAAUUCCUAAUCAGCAGUCCUAAGACUCUUUACUAUUUUCUGUGAAGUCCUUCAGUAUUUAAAGAUUUCACCAUAAAACUCCUACUAAGCUAAAAUAUAAAAGGAUCACAAAAACCCCUGAUCUCUGAUGCUAUGUUCUGUUAAAUUUGACUUCAGAAUCUCAGCAUUUGCCUGGUCUCUAACGAUUAUCAGAACUUCUAGGAAACAUUAAGGAGGUAUCAUAUCUUUAUAAAACUUAAAUACUUGAAUAUUCAAAUUUAAAAGACAUUGUA